AUGGUUAUGAACCAAAGUCUAUCGAUGAAUGGAACGAGGGGAAUUGGACUAAUGGUUGUAUUCGGAGAGCACAAUUCCAGUGUGAGGAGAUGGCCACUGGUCCAAAAUCUGAUGAUGAUGAGAGAAAGAGGGAUGUAUUUUUACCAGUUUCAGGGAUGAAACUACCAGAUUUCUCACAUUACCUACUUACUUGGGAUAAAAUGGAAUGCGAAAAUUCUUGCUUGAAGAACUGUUCUUGUUUGGCAUAUGCUUAUGUGGAUGGAAUAGGCUGCAUGAUUUGGGGGAAAAUCUUAUUGACCUUCAAGAGUUCUCCCAUGGUGGAGAGCAACUAUACGUUCGCCUUGCACAUUCCCAACUUGAUAAGAGGAGGCAAAUCGGAGCCCGUAUUGCAAUUAUCGUUUCAGCAACAGUUGGCCUAAUUCUUAUUGUUUGCACUAUUUAUUUGUUGAAGAUCAGAAAAAGAGGCAUUGGGAGUUUAAUCCCUUUUUGCAUAGCUUCGAAACAAUCUUCAGCAGCAAAUUUGCUUCUUAACAGCUUUACUCAAGGUAGCAGUUCAGAAUUACCCGUUUUCAGCUUCAAGUGCAUAGAAAAUGCUACUAAAAACUUUUGCACUCGAAAUAAACUUGGAGAGGGGGGAUUUGGACCUGUUUACAAGGGGGUAUUAGCAAACGGACAAGAGGUUGCUAUCAAAAGACUUUCGAGGAGCUCAGGACAAGGCAUAGAAGAGUUCAAGAAUGAGGUUACACUAAUUUCCAGACUUCAACACAGAAACUUAGUCAAAUUGAUAGGAUUUUGCAUUCAUGAGGAGGAAAAGUUGCUGAUCUAUGAAUACAUGUCCAACAGAAGCUUAGACAUUUUCAUAUUCGGAUCAAGAUCUAAUGAUAAGGUGGCGUUAAGUUGGAAUCAACGAUAUAGCAUCAUUGAAGGUUUAGCUAGAGGGCUUCUUUAUCUUCAUCGUGAUUCGCGACUAAAAAUCAUUCACAGAGAUCUGAAGACGAGCAAUAUUCUCUUAGACGAAGAUAUGAAUCCCAAAAUCUCUGAUUUUGGAAUGGCUAGGAUUUUCGGAGGGAAUCAAACGAUAGCAAAUACCAACAGGAUUGCCGGUACCUAUGGUUACAUGUCCCCUGAAUAUGCAAUACAAGGAAUUUUCUCCGAAAAGUCGGAUGUCUUCAGUUUUGGUGUCAUAUUGUUAGAGAUUAUCAGCAGUAAAAAAAACAACAGCUAUUCUCACUCCAAAGACGACCCUCUCAACCUUCUGGACCAUGCAUGGCAACUAUGGAAUGAAGGGAAGAUACUGGAGUUUCCGGAUCCGAAGGUGGCUGGUUCACUUGAUACGCCAACACAGGUUGUUAGAUGCAUCCUUGUGGGCUUGCUUUGUGUGCAAGAACAAGCAAAUUAUAGGCCAAACACAGCUACAGUUGUUUCCAUGCUCUGCAGUGACACAGUUCUUCCUUCGCCUAAGCGACCUGCAUAUAGCAGCAAAGACAGAAGCCCUGAUGAUUCAAGUUCUUCACCUUGCUCCAGAAACUCUUUUACUAUUUCAAAUGUUGAAGGACGUUAACUUUAAUCUAUCUGUUUGGGACUCUCCAUGUAAUAACUGUUCUUGUCCUUGUCCAAGUUUGCAUCCUAAUUUCUUUAGAAUUUAGUCAUUUGUGUUUGUGGGAAAAAUGCA
Lycium ferocissimum is the source of this 1672-nucleotide messenger RNA. Its product is annotated as G-type lectin S-receptor-like serine/threonine-protein kinase B120. NCBI's taxonomy places the organism in Eukaryota, Viridiplantae, Streptophyta, Magnoliopsida, Solanales, Solanaceae. The transcript has 7 exons. The record is from RefSeq and is a predicted model, not a curated record. Gene Ontology annotation, molecular function: ATP binding; protein kinase activity. Bases 206 to 1561 code for a protein of 451 amino acids. Gene Ontology annotation, biological process: protein phosphorylation.